Molecule: messenger RNA, 747 nt
Organism: Penicillium riverlandense
Lineage: Eukaryota; Fungi; Ascomycota; Eurotiomycetes; Eurotiales; Aspergillaceae
Product: type 1 glutamine amidotransferase
Exons: 3
Coding region: 1-747 (248 amino acids)
Cellular component (GO): nucleus; cytosol
Source: RefSeq, a predicted model, not a curated record
AUGACACGCACACUUCGCGUCGCUGUCCUCGAAUGCGAUACUCCGAUUGAUUCAGUGAAAGCCCGAUAUGGAACGUACGGGGAUUUAUUCAAUGGUUUGCUACAAGAGGGGCUCAAUUCACUUCCAGACUGUGCUGCCAACAUAACCUUGCGCACCAGCAAGUGGAACGUGGUGGAUAAUCCAGUUUAUCCUGCGGUUGCCGAUUUCGAUGCCCUUCUCCUUACUGGAAGCAAACAUGACGCUUUUUCCAAUGCUCCGUGGAUAGUUAGUCUCACCAACUACGUUCGCGAUGUUUUCCAGCAUCAGCAAAAGCCUUUGAUCGGAAUCUGCUUUGGGCAUCAAAUCUUAGCGCGGGCCUUGGGGGCGCGGGUGGGGAGAAGUACGGCAGGGUGGGAGAUAUCAGUUGAUGAAAUCAGCCUAACUGAUGUUGGGAAAUAUCUGUUUGAGAAAGAUACAAUAAGCUUGCAGCAGAUGCAUCGUGAUAUCGUUCACGAUGUGCCCAAAGGAUGUGUGAAUCUCGGGAGUAGUCUUCGUUGUGGUGUCCAAGGGUUGUAUAUCCCUAUGAAAGCCUUGACGGUUCAAGGCCAUCCCGAGUUCAAUGAGUUCAUCAUGUCUCGAGUACUGGAGACGCGAUACAAACAAAAGGUUUUUGAUGACAGUCUAUUUCAAGACGGACAGGCCAGAGCUGGAAAGCCGCAUGAUGGGAGUCUGGUAGGGAAAGCUAUCUGUAAAUUCCUUCUGCAAUGA